AUUUUGUCGUUGGACGAGGCUCGUGGUUCAACGAGUCACAACGGCCACCUCUACAGUGGCCAGAUAUUUUCGUCCCAGUUAGGAGAAUUGCUCUUAUUUUAAGCUCCCAACAAUGGCCACCUUUCCACAAUGGUUAGUUAACUCUGUCCACAGGGUGGCCGUUGAAGAGAGUUUCGACAGUAUUUUCUGAACACAGCAUCUGUGGGCAUCAAGUCAUAAAGUACUUGGCCUGAUAUUUUAUGUUUAUAGGCAAGAGACACGGGAAGGGUGAAGGAGUCAUUUUCUCGUUACCUCAGUGUUGUAAUAAGCCAAGUACUGAUGAUCAUGGAUUCUACACCGGGGGAUGGAAAAACAACAUGAGGCAUGGCAGUGGCAAAAUGACGUUUGUUUCCGGUGCUGUUUAUGAAGGCCAGUGGCAGUACGAUAAAAUGAGCGGUUAUGGGACCUUGAAGCUCCCGGAUGGGGUCAUUCAGGAAGGGACAUGGAAGGAAGGGUCAUUAGACGGUUGUGUCCUUUUCACUUGGCCCCAUGGUGUCACCGAGUACCGCGAGUAUGAGCCAGGCAGAGGUCAGCUCUCAUCCUGUAAAAUUGACGAGGACACUGCUGGACAGCUCUCACAGAUGAGCUCCAUUCGAUCGCAGCUCUCAAACGUGCGAGAAUGCUUGACCAGGCUGAAAGAAGGAAACCUCGGCCUUAAAGACGAGAUGAACACCCUGAAAACACAGGAAGCCGAGAUGACCAGGAUAUACCAAGGCAAUCUUUGUAAAAUUCGCCAAACUCUCAUCGUCCAGCAAGAGCAGGAUUACCAGAAAUUGCGAGAGGAAUUUGACAAGAAAUUGAAAGAUGCGGAGACAUCCUUCUGGAACAGUGCCGAAACAGUACGUACAUUAGAAAAAGAACUUGAACAAUCCCGGGAAGCGCAGCUGUGUCAGAUAUGUUUCGAGCGAUCACGUGACUGUAUCAUUAUGCCCUGUACUCAUUUUUUAUACUGCAGGACAUGUGUGACUGAGCAUAAAAAGAAGGGUGAUUCCCGCUGCCCCGCUUGCCGCGGACCUAUCUCCGGUGAAAUGUUAUGUAAUGUCAAUCAAUAAUCAAGAUAAUUUACAAAAGACUUCGUAAAGUAAAAAGUUCUCUUUCGCCUUAUUUGCAUUAGUUUGGUUGUUACAUUUUAUGGUGGUUGUUGCAAAUUAAUUCCAUUCCGUAUCGCGUAUUACAUGUAAAAACACAAUAUAGUCCGUCGAUCGUUUUGAUGAAAUUAUGACUCUGUUUUUGCUCUUUUUUCCUCAAAAACAAAAUUAGUUGUACUGAGGUUUCUCGUUUCAUAGGCGAUGUCUAUUGAUAAUAUAUUUCAGCUAUACUUUUGUGUUCAUGGACAAGACACUUGAUUUGUCUACCCAGAAGUAUAAAUGGGUACUCGCCUGCUUGCAGGCUGAGUAGGUAGCAGUAAUUAAUCUUUGAAAGGACACUAGUCAGCCUCCGCCAUUUUCAAUGCCACUGAAAUUAUUGAUAUUGCAUAGUGAAGCGAAAUCUUGUUUUAUUGUAAGUUGUGUUCCUGAAAGUAUUUUUAGUUACUUUAUUAGUUUACGGUGAUUUCCUUCGUUUCGACAUGCCCCGAAUAAAAUAUAAUAGCCAAACUCUUGCAUGUAAACAAAAACAAAGGUGUGGCUGUCUGGCUGACUGGGGCUGCUUAAGACCCACUUCAAGUUGAUGGAAGAAUAAAUUAACACGAAUGUCAGAAAGUGCGAAGUUUACAAUUUAUGUUUAAAUAUUCCUCAUUGUUAGAGUAUGAGGUUGUCUACGGAUUGAAAUUUCGCCGCUUGAGAAGUUGGGUUUUCGAAUGGCACUCAGUGUAGCGUGUAGGACUGAUAAGUCCCUGUUUUGGCUUCCUCUCCGGGAGUGGGUUUGUUGAGUGUUUUGUUAAGCUGGGUGUAGCCAGAGUUCACCCUUUUUAGCUAGGAGAAAAUUUAAAAAGUUAGGAAAACGGCCGAAGCGCGGCUUGGAGGCUCUGCAACAGUCGCGAAACAUCAAAGAAAACAUAUAUGUAAGCUUCAA
This is a messenger RNA of Orbicella faveolata, 2052 nucleotides long. RefSeq lists its product as uncharacterized. The record is from RefSeq and is a predicted model, not a curated record. Gene Ontology annotation, cellular component: cytosol. Lineage: Eukaryota; Metazoa; Cnidaria; Anthozoa; Scleractinia; Merulinidae.